Messenger RNA from Rodentolepis nana, 1176 nucleotides. Lineage: Eukaryota; Metazoa; Platyhelminthes; Cestoda; Cyclophyllidea; Hymenolepididae. The record is from the annotation of a GenBank genome assembly.
AUGCCGGUGGAGAACGGCCCUAUUAACCCACAAAAUGGUGGUAGCUUCCAGAAUGCCGGAAAUUUUCUGAACAUAGCCGAUUUUCAGAACUGUGGCUUAAAUUUUGGUUCCUUGAGCUUCCUCAUGAAUUCCCUAGCAACAAGAAAAAUAUUUGUUGGGGGAUUACCUUAUGAAACAACUGAUGCUAAGCUCAGAGAGUUUUUUGAACAAUUUGGCCCGAUCGAAGAAGCCGUUGUCAUUACCGACCGUGCAACACAAAAGAGUCGUGGAUACGGAUUUGUUACAAUGGUUUAUUCGGCGGAUGCAGCCAAAGCGAUUUCGGAUCCAAAUCCUUGCAUUGAUGGUCGUAAAGCCAAUGUAAAUUUGGCUAUCCUGGGAGCCAAACCGAGGCAAAUUCCUGGAAUCACAAACGCUGCAAACAUGUUGGCCAUGGCUCAAAUGGAUAUGAAUCUUCUUACGAAUUCAGGUACUUCUUCUCUUAAUCCGGGCCUUGUUGCAAAUACUGGACAAGUAAAUCCCGCGAUACUUCAAACCAUGUUGGGAUUGAAUGGCAUGAACCAGCCGAGACCACUUUUUCCAUCCCAAACUCCUCUGCCGCCUCAAACACCGGUCCCUCCGUUUCCAGCUGACUAUUCAAGAACUCCGAAUCCCUAUCUUGCUCAACCACCCCAGGUUAUGAAUUCUGCUGUUGCUACUACAUUGGCUUCCGCCGUCGCUGCAAACCCCUAUCUUCUUGCUCAACUUUUGUACAAUAAUAAUGCUGCUAGUCUUAACUGGGAUCAACAACAAGCACUCAACACCACAGUCAAUACUCUUACGCCUGUGGGCAAUCUACCACAAAAUUUCGCUGGAGAAGCUGAAGUUCUCGCUCAAGCUGUCAUGAAUCAACAGGUUCAACAUCAGCAAAUGCAUGUGCAACCUCAAUUUCCCGCUCAACUUAUGACGGGAGAUGCUCUGACGAGAGCCCCAAAUGGAAAUGCUCAGCCUUCAUGGCCAUCGAUGUUUCAACAGCAACCUCAACUUUCUCCUCCUAACGGCGUUAAUGGCAACAGAGGAACGCCGGGAUAUGGCAUGGAACAUGGUUCCAUGUACGAAAAUGGAGUGAAUGGUGACAGUAAUGUCGCUAAUAAUAAAUCAGGAAACGCGGCAGGAAUGUCGCUUCGGAGUAAAAUGUGA